AGCGGUGAGCAGUUCAAGCCGGCAAUGGGGGGCCCUGGACGACCAGCCGGGCCAUUGAGGCCUUCGCAUGCAACCCUUCCGUUUUCACGUCGCACCAGAGAAAGAUGAUGAGGACGAGGAGCGUGAGACUCCGAUCACUGCAGAGGAGGCAGCCAAGAUUAUCCAAAACCACUGGAGAAAAUCUGGCACUUCACGAGCUAUUAAGCGAAGCCUGUCGACCCAGAAGUCGUGCAGAAUUCCCCCGAUUGAUCCGGACAGGCCCUUCUACACUCACACACUUGGCCUUACUUUCGUCUCACAUGCUCAGAAGAGGAUGGAGGAGGAAACAAGGCCUCAAGCACAGAAGAUUUUUCUUCUACUCAGUGAGCCUAACAGCUCUUCAGCAGCUCAGUUAGUGUCACUUGUGAUUAUGACCUUCACAAUUAUUUCCAUUUGUGGCUUUGUUCUGGAAACAGAUCGGGAGCUAUACGAGAUGAGCCCAGAUUUUUGGCUUGCCCUGGAGGUAGUGUGCACUGUGGUAUUUACAGCUGAGUACCUGACCCUUUCGUUGACAUGUCGUGCCGCGGGUAUUUCUUUAGUUAACUUCUUUCUGGCACCCAGAAGCAUAGCCGAGCUUGUGGCCUUACUUCCCUUUUAUGUCGAAGUCAUUCUACGCUCUGUCGGUUUUACCGAAACUGCAGUACUGAAAGCUUUCAGGGUGGUUCGGCUGAUUCGAGUGCUGAGAGUUUUCAAGCUAGGUCGAUAUGCGGCUGGCCUGCAAAUAAUGUGGAAGGCGGUGGUUGAUUCUAGGCAAGCUAUAUCGGUGCUUCUUUUCCUCCUCUGUACUGGAGUGGUGUUGUUCUCAAGUACCCUCUAUUUUUUGGAGAGGCUCAGCUGUCCUCUGCGCGAGCAGAUGACCGACAAUGAGCUGGAAACUUAUCUCAGAGAAUGCUCUGAUAUUUUCAACCGCGGAGUCUCUCCGGCUCAUGGACUUUGCUGCACCGAGGACAACUCACCGGUGGACUUUCCAAGUAUUAUCGCUGCCUGUUGGUGGGCAGUCGUGACUUUGACCUCACUAGGAUAUGGAGACCUGUACCCGAAGACGGUGCAGGGCAAGUGCGUAGGAAUGUUGGCUAUGAUCGCUGGCUUGCUGCUAAUAGCGCUGCCGAUCGCUAUUAUAAGCCAAAAAUUUCAGGAUAUAUAUGAGGUCAAUGACAAGGAGGAAGCAAAAUAUCGAGCUGCUCAAAGGAUGAAAGGUGCCCCACAUGAAACCUGGACUUUGAUACCAGGGUCUGAUGUCAUGCGGAGGCUCAAGGGUCUCUCCAUAAAGGAUGCCGAAGCCCGGGAUGCCAUCCAGAGCAUGAUUAGAUCCCUGGAGGAUAUCUGGGAACUUCGAGAGGCACUAGGGCGGGAACGCAAGUAUGCAUCCGCCCAGACCACGCGCUUCCAGAAGGGUUUUGACAAGUUGCUGCUUGGCAUGCUGUCAGAAAACUCGUAGGCACAGGUGCGGACUGUUCGAUUGACCUUGCAUGGGUCAUACAGAGCCCUCGGCACCCCAGCAGGAAGGGCUCGAUCACACUUUCCCUUGCA
Molecule: messenger RNA, 1569 nt
Organism: Durusdinium trenchii
Lineage: Eukaryota; Dinophyceae; Suessiales; Symbiodiniaceae
Source: the annotation of a GenBank genome assembly